AUGGCUAGUGGAGGCAGUGGCAGCGGAGGCUGGGCUACAAGUGGCGAUGGCAGCAAGUCACACGCAGGCUGCCGCUCGGUUUCAAGCAGCAGCGGGCACUGGGCUGCAGGCCACGGCGGCUCUGUUUCAAGCGGCGGAGGACAGGAAGCUGCAGGCGACGGCGGCUACAUUUCAAGCGGGGUCGACGGCUGGGCUGCAAGCGGCAGUCGCAGCUUUGUUUCAAGCGUCGGAGACGGCCGGGCUGUAGGCAAUGACAUGGCAGCCAUAGCCGCCGUCCACCACGACGAGUUUGACUUCAUCACCGGCCUUAUCGACUCUGACGCAGAGACAGAAGACCAGCAGCUAGGCGCCGUCGAUGUACAGUUGUCGGAGAAGAUGCCACCAUGGAGCAUGCGAUCUCUGAGUGCAUUAGGAAGGUGGCUUGACGUAGAGAAGGGGACCGAACAUGCACAGGUUCUGCUGACCGGAGACCUCGUUGGCAUGGAAGACGACCUUGAUAACUAUGAGGAGGAAGAAGGUGUCUUCGUUGACGACGUAACAGAGAUGUAUCCACCCCAAGUGCCAUGGAGCUUACCCUCGUAUUUCUCACUUCUCGCCCUCUUCUGUCUCCAAGGCGUGAGCGCCGACAGGGUUAAGUUCACCUCCUUGUUUGCCCUCGGCGACUCCAACAUCGACACCGGCAACCUGCUUAUCUUGGCUACUCCGGAUGUGCCUGUGUUCAAUAACAAGCCUCCUUACGGCAAGACCUUCUUUGGCCACCCCAAUGGCCGCUUCAGCGACGGGAGAGUCACCAUCGAUUUCAUCGCCGAGGAGUUUGGUCUCCCUCUUCUUCGACCCUCCCUGCAAAAGAGCCCUGACGUCUCCAAGGGCGUCAACUUCGCUGUCGGCGGCGCGACGUCGCUCAACGCCGACUUCUUCGAGAGGAACAAAUAUGUUAAUUUCAAGCUUCUAAACAGUUCUCUGAACGUGCAGCUGGACUGGUUCGAGAAACUCAAGCCAUCGUUUUGCAAGACGGCAGGACCAAGUGAAUGCUUCAAGAAAACCCUCUUCGUCGUCGGGGAGUUUGGAGUGAACGACUACAACCUGGCAUGGGCUGCGGGGAAGUCUGAAGGCGAAGUGAGGGCUUAUGUACCUCAAGUUGUGCAAAAUAUUGCCAAUGCCGUCGAUGUGCUCAUCAAAGGAGGUGCAACUUACGUGGUCCUGCCGGGGAUCCCGCCGAUCGGGUGCUCGCCGUCCCUGCUGGCGACCCGCGUGAAGCUCAACAAGGCGAAGGAGUUCGACCAGCUCGGCUGCCUAAGCGACGUCGACCGCGUGACCAAGUACCACAACACCCAGCUCCGUGAUGCGAUCGACGGUCUGAGGCGCAAGUACACGCAUGCCAAGGUCAUCAAGGCUGACUUCUACAACCCGAUCAUCGACAUCCUCCGAAACCCUGGCCGGUUCGGAGUGGCCGGCGGCGACGUUCUGCGGGCUUGCUGCGGAGGUGGCGGGAAGUACAACUGGAACAUCAGCGCCGUGUGCAGCCAACCGGGGGUGGCCGCCUGCAAGAAUCCCUCGGCGUUUGUGAGCUGGGACGGGACUCACUUCACGGAGGCCACGUACCGCCACGUCGCCAAAGGGUGGCUCUCCGGUCCUUACGCCGAUCCGCCCAUACUGAAUGCUAAUAACUAG
This is a messenger RNA of Triticum urartu, 1671 nucleotides long. RefSeq names its product GDSL esterase/lipase At5g45910-like. Lineage: Eukaryota; Viridiplantae; Streptophyta; Magnoliopsida; Poales; Poaceae. Gene Ontology annotation, molecular function: hydrolase activity, acting on ester bonds. The record is from RefSeq and is a predicted model, not a curated record.